AAACGGGACAGAGAGCACCCUGCUACAUUUCCUCCUCGCGGGGUUGGCGUGCGGGUGGUAGAGCCAAGUGAGCUGUCACGAUGCAGGUGCUUCUCCAGAGCAGCCGGCUGGUCCUGGCUCUCACCCUCAUCCUCGUUUUGAGUUCUUCGGUUCAAGGUUUUCCUGUGCGGAGAGCCAGGUACCAGUGGGUCCGCUGCAGUCCCGACAGUAAUUCUGCAAACUGCAUUGAUGAGAGGGGACCAGUGUUUGACCUGCUUCCCGAUGAACCCAACAGAAUCCUCCCUCCAAGGACUGACCCUUUUUCAAUGACAAGAUCCCAGAACUUGAAUGAUGUCUUCCCUCUUUCUGAGGACUAUUCUGGAUCAGGCUUUGGAUCAGGAUCUGGAAGCGGCUCUGAAAGUAGCUUCCUAACCAACAUCGAACAGGAAUACCAACCAGCAGAUGAAAAUAAUGCUUUUCUUUACAACUUUAGGUCUCUCGAGGGAAAUCUGCCCUCUGACAACCAGGACUUGGGUCAAGAUGGAUCAGAGGAGAAUUUUAUUAUGUAAAAGAGAGGGUCUCCUCCCUUGAUGCUGGGCAAUGCAUUCAGUAUAUUUUGUGUACCAUGGUUAAAAGGUUAAUUUGGGGACAAAAAGUUUUAUAGAAAUUUUAAAACUUUUGAAAAAGAAGUUUAAGUUUUAUCACCUUUUUUUUCUCAUGAAUUCUUAAAGUCUACUUUAUCUACCCUAUUGUCCUGGAAAAUACCUGCAUUUCCUUUGUAUCACAUUCAACCAACAUCACUAUGAUUUAACUAGACUCCUCAUGUCUAUUAAAUUGCUUUAAAGAAUAAAUUAUACUGUUUGUAAAAAAUUCAGUUUGAGAAGAAAAUUGACAGGCAGGGGUUGAUACUAAAGUCUUCAGGAACCUGACUGUUGUGAAUUAUAGAUACACCCCUUUGUUAUGACAAAACCCGGGUGAAACACACAGUGAGUUCAGAGUGAGUAUUUGACAUGUUUUGCUGUGUGAAGUGCACUGCUCUAAUGUUACCAUUGAUGUGUUUGCAGAGCUAGUAGACACCGUGUGUUUAGAAGUGUGAUUGCUGUUAUUAGAAACUUAAGACCCAAAUGAAAGCACAUUGUGCUCUCAGGACUUCACACCACUUUACCUUUUUUCCUGUAUAUCUGUGUAUUUUCAAAUGUUACUCUAUUAAAGCAGAAGUAUAAUCAAA
Messenger RNA from Equus quagga, 1207 nucleotides. It is a transcript of the gene SRGN, whose product is annotated as serglycin. The record is from RefSeq and is a predicted model, not a curated record. The transcript has 3 exons. Gene Ontology annotation, biological process: secretory granule organization; negative regulation of bone mineralization. The coding region runs from base 81 to 548 and encodes 155 amino acids. NCBI's taxonomy places the organism in Eukaryota, Metazoa, Chordata, Mammalia, Perissodactyla, Equidae. Gene Ontology annotation, cellular component: secretory granule.